AUGGCAGGUCAUGAAUUCAGCCACUCCUCGUCGGACGUCUUCGUCCCCGACCAGCUCUUCCACACCCUCCUCACAGUCGUCGACUUCUCCCACGACCCCUCCGGCGCCACCCGCACUCCCUUCGUCCUCAAGUCCCACGGCACCCUCGAAGCAGCCAAGACGUUUGCCCGCCAGUCCCUCGAGACGCUCGGCUUCGCCCCCGAAGACUUCCAGCUGUACCGCGUCCGCGAAGCCCAGGACUCUUCGCCCUGGACCCACGGCGACGGCGUCCUCAUCUCCGCCCGCGCCUUCGACGGCAAGGAAUUCGUCGUCGGCAUCGACACCGCGCCCAACAACGAGUCCCUCGCCGCAUCCUCCUCCGACGGUGAGCUCCGGCUGCCCGAGGGCGCCCGCUUCCUGCACUAUGUCCUGCAGAUCACCAUCGACUACAACGCCGACCGCAGCGGCGCCGCGCAGACGACCGAGAUCCAGGGCGCCUACGUCCACCGCGCGGACGCGUGGAAGGCGGCCCAUCUCUGCCUCGACCCCGCGCAGUACGCGGAGUUUGACCGGAGGGGCGACGCGCAGUUCAUUGAGCAGUGGCCCUUUGGCGAGGACGUGGCCGUUCACGCCGUUUCGGAGACGGGGCAGAACUACUUCGUCGCGGUGAAGAGGCCGCCGGAGCAAAGACACGAGCUGAAGCCUCACGGUUUGAGGAAAAAGUAG
Trichoderma citrinoviride is the source of this 705-nucleotide messenger RNA. RefSeq lists its product as hypothetical. The coding region runs from base 1 to 705 and encodes 234 amino acids. NCBI's taxonomy places the organism in Eukaryota, Fungi, Ascomycota, Sordariomycetes, Hypocreales, Hypocreaceae. The record is from RefSeq and is a predicted model, not a curated record. The transcript is spliced from 2 exons.